Molecule: messenger RNA, 534 nt
Organism: Cornus florida
Lineage: Eukaryota; Viridiplantae; Streptophyta; Magnoliopsida; Cornales; Cornaceae
Exons: 1
Coding region: 1-534 (177 amino acids)
Source: RefSeq, a predicted model, not a curated record
AUGCCAACUCUGUUUGAGGGCGGCCUAGAUCCGUUUGUUGCGGAUAGUUUCAUAGAUAGGGUGGAGAAGCAUAUUAAUGCCAUGAACUUGGCAACGGACAAGUUGAAGAUCAUAUUGGCGACUUACAAUUUUAUUGGUGAUACUGAGAUAUGGUGGAAGAUCGUUUUACACACGCACGAUUUGGAUACUAUGACAUAUGAUAGUUUCAAGAAGUUAUACUAUGAGAAGUACUUUCUAGCGCUUAAGCGGAGGGAACUAAAUAAGGAGUUUGAUAGGUUGAAGCAAGGAAACAUGACAGUUACAGAGUAUGAAAACAAGUUUACAUCGCUUUUGAGGUUUGCACCGGGGAUUGCUAAUGAUGAAGAAGGAAAAAUAGAGAAAUUUAUUGAUGGCCUUGAUCUUACUAUUAGGCCAAUUAUAGCUGUUUUAGAACCGACAGAGUAUGCAAAAGUAGUGCGAAAGGCCUUAGUGGUUGAGGCUGAGAGCAAGGACAGCAGGCUAUCAGGGAGUCCUACAAGCACAACAAGGGUAUGA